Phalacrocorax carbo (great cormorant) is the source of this 2518-nucleotide messenger RNA. The record is from RefSeq and is a predicted model, not a curated record. Lineage: Eukaryota; Metazoa; Chordata; Aves; Suliformes; Phalacrocoracidae.
UCCCUGGCGGAAGCGCUUCCGGGUGGCCGCGCGCGGGCCGGAAGCGGCGAGCACUUCCCUCGGCGGCGGCGCCAUGGAGGCGGCGGCCGAUCGGCGGCGGGAGCGGCGGCGGCGGCGGGAGGCGACGGCGGUGGUGAAGGCCGAGAAGCGGAGCCCGCGGCGCUCCGCCUCCCGCUCGGCGCGGGGCAGCCAGUCGCCGCCGGCCGAGGAGCGGCGGAGCGCGGGCGGGCCGCGGCAGGGCGGCCGCGGCGGGAGCAGCAGAUCGCCCAAGAGGAGGAGCAAGUCCGGGCGGAGGAGCCGGUCCCCGCGGGGCAGGAGGAGCCGCAGCCCGCACUACGCCGCCGUGAAGGUGAAGCAGGAGCGAGAUGAUCAUUGUCGUAGAGGAAACGAGGAGCGAAAGCAGAGAUAUCCAUCAGAACAAGAACACAGGAGAGAGAGGAGCGGUGACAGAGAUAGACACAGAGACCACUCAGACAGGAGGAAGAAUCCAAACGAAAGGCCUGGAGUUCGAGGCCACGAGCGAGAGAGGGAUGUUCAGAACAUCCGUGAGCAGCAAGCAGAGAGGGAGUUUUAUAACGAGAGGAGACGGGAGCAUCGGCAAAAUAACGAAGGCAGUGGCAUCGACCAGAAUCCAGAACUCGGGCAAUCUGAUAACAAACCUAAAGAAAAAGCUGCUGUAAACAAAGAGAAGCCAAGCUUUGAACUGUCUGGUGCACUUCUAGAGGAUACCAACACUUUCCGAGGCGUUGUCAUUAAGUACAGCGAGCCCCCCGAGGCUCGGAUUCCGAAGAAGCGAUGGCGCCUCUAUCCUUUCAAAAACGAUGAGUUCCUCCCGGUCAUGUACAUCCACAGGCAGAGCGCUUAUCUUCUGGGCAGGCACCGCAGGAUCGCAGAUAUUCCUAUUGACCAUCCUUCCUGCUCAAAGCAGCAUGCCGUGUUUCAGUACCGGCUUGUGGAGUACACUCGUGCCGAUGGUACCGUUGGCCGCAGGGUGAGGCCCUACAUAAUCGACCUGGGCUCUGGGAACGGCACGUUUCUAAAUAACCAGCGGAUUGAACCUCAGCGUUAUUACGAACUAAAGGAGAAGGACGUACUGAAGUUUGGGUUCAGUAGCAGGGAAUACGUUCUUCUCCAUGAAUCUUCAGAUAAAUCUGAGGCCAACACAAAGGACGAUGAUGACGAUGAUGAGAAGGAGGAAGAGUCUGACAGUUAACAGAUGAGGAGGAAAUUGGGGACGGGGGGCCGGGGAGAGAAAGGCUUUGCAGUUGAACAUGCAUUGGGAUAUAAACGUUGGAGCAUCGCAGCACUGAUGCCUCUUAUUGCCUUAAAGUCCUUUUUCUGUUGCUGAUCUGUUCUCUUAGUUCAUUUUGGGGAACUUAUGGUUAUUCACCUUUGAUAGUUCUGCGUAUCAGGAAAUAUGGGGGCGGUGGGGUUCACUUCCCCCCCCGCCUGACAAGCAAAAGAGCACCUGAACGUGAAAGCUCUGAUGCUGGAAAUAUUCAACAGAUGUUGAAAGACUGUCCUCUUCUAGGAAACGAUGUAAAACGCAGCUGGCAUAUUUAAAAUUAUUUUUAUUCCGUGUUUUGUCACGGCCCUUUGAAAAUGCUACUUAACUGAAAUAUUAGUUAGAAAGUAACCCGGUGCAUUUUGUAACACGUCUUGUUUGGUAGAGUUUGCCAAAUUCCUUUGCCUGCCGGGGUUCUAGACGGGAGAAUUUUCCAGGCUCGCUACUGAAAAGGCGGCAUGUUGCAAAGCCCCUCUUGCGUUUGUGUGCUUUGGGUAGUCAGUUCGCCUUGUGACAACUUUCAGGGGGGCGUUUUGCAGGAAUACGCUACCUGAAUUUACAAGGUGAUUUGAAAUAGAAGUGGAACGCUUCCUGGGGUUUUAGGUGACGAUACUGUGAUUUGGGGGCUGAGGUACCUGUUCCCACACUCGAUGCUGAAACCGUUCCUGGGUGUUGAGUGUCAGGGUCUAAAGCUGCGACCUUUAUGUCUGAUACCACCUCUGCCCCAGGAAUAACUCCUCCUUGCUUUUGUUUGUGUUACCGACAGAUACCUUUUAUGUGGUGACAUGUUUUACCCAGAGUUUGCACUAUUUAAGUUUUCUUUUUAUAAAAAGAAGUUAUACAAGUCACUUGUUUAUAAUAGUCUUCUCCCCUGUAAAGAAAAGCAAUUCUUUGGGACGAGAAAAAACAAUUCCACUCACUGAAAGUACUUGCAUAUUUUUGGAUGUCUUCUCCCCGUUGCUUUAUGGUAUAAGAAAUGUACAUUUUUCACACUGUUUACUGAUUUGCCUGGAUGUUUGUUCUGUGGUCACAAGCUGAUUCAUACCUGCUGUGUAUAUACGCUGUGUAUGCAAGAGUCGCAUAUUGUAUACACAGGCUAGAGCAUCUGUGGUGUAAAUAUGGGGCAUUGGCGUAGGUUUUCAAACAGUAGGCAGAAUGAAUUUUGACUAGGACGAUCUCCUUUAUAUAUACUCUAGGGGUUUUUAAAUAAAGAAUUUGUAAAUUUAGCCCUAA